This is a messenger RNA of Danio aesculapii, 2179 nucleotides long. RefSeq names its product MAF1 homolog, negative regulator of RNA polymerase III b (gene maf1b). The record is from RefSeq and is a predicted model, not a curated record. NCBI's taxonomy places the organism in Eukaryota, Metazoa, Chordata, Actinopteri, Cypriniformes, Danionidae. Gene Ontology annotation, molecular function: RNA polymerase III core binding. Gene Ontology annotation, cellular component: nucleus. Gene Ontology annotation, biological process: negative regulation of transcription by RNA polymerase III. The transcript has 8 exons. Bases 541 to 1278 code for a protein of 245 amino acids.
UGCUGAGAGGCGUGGCUUAUAACUGUUUUCGGAUACAGUGGGUAGCGUUAGAUGUGGUCGAUGUUUUCACGGACAUAAGACACGAAACGGGAGAAAUAUUUUCAAACGAUUGGUUACAAGCGCUAAUUGAAGCGUCUCUCGAGCAAUUCGCGUCAUUUAAAGCGACGCUUAUCUCGUUUUCAGAAGGUACAAUUGUUGUAGGUCAAAUAGGGGGAUGCUGCUGCUGCAGUCGCUGUCUUGGAGCUCGACACAAUCGCUGGGUUUUAUGUUAAGUUUAGUCGUAAGUAGAGGCUUUGAGAUAAGAGAAAACGCCUGCAGAAAAUGUCAAUCUCGACCGAGUCAUUUUCACAUAUGCUGAAAUUACAUUGUGCAACGAAUUUGAUAUACAUCCAACAGCGCGCGUAGACGUCUGAGCGUUUUAGCCCGUGUUUUGUGUUUAGUUGGAAGAACAGCUCUGUAAACCAAACGGCCUGUGAGCCCUUCUUUCCCAAAUAUAUAUAUAUAUUUUUUAUCUGGAAGUAGGUGUACAACAGGAAAGCUAUGAAGCUUUUAGAGAAUUCCCGUUUUGAGGCUUUGAGCUCUCAGCUGUGUGUUGAAACUGGAGACGCUCAGAUCAUUGGCAGGAUUGAGAGUUACUCGUGUAAGAUGGCUGGUGACGACAAGCACAUGUUUAAGCAGUUCUGUCAGGAAGGAGAGCCUCACGUACUGGAGGCUCUGUCACCCCCUCAAUCCAGCAGUGCCCCGAGUCCAAACCUAUUGGGGAAGAGCGGAGAAGACAUCGAGAACCCACUGAGCGAUAAAUGUUGCAGGAAGACUUUGUUCUACCUUAUCACCACCCUGAACGAAUCGUUCCGGCCUGAUUAUGAUUUCAGUGCGGCCCGUGCCCAUGAGUUCAGCCGAGAGCCAAGCGCUAACUGGGUGGCAAACUCUGUAAACAGUAGCCUUUAUUCUGCUGUGGGCGAGCAGUUUAACUCUUUAGGCCCAGAACUGUGGACUGCCAUUGACCAAGAGAUAAACCUGCAGGGCUGUGACAUCUACAGCUACAACCCAGACCUGGACUCUGAUCCCUUUGGUGAGGAAGGAAGCCUGUGGUCUUUCAACUACUUCUUUUACAACAAGAAGCUUAAGCGCAUUUUAUUCUUCACAUGCCGCUCAGUCAGUGUCCUUAGCAGUUAUGGCCGCAGUGGCCUCGACAAUGAGUUGGACAUGGAACUGGACGAUGAAGAGGAAUUGGACGGCUUCAUGGAAGACAGGAUUCCCAGAGCUCUGUGUGUCUAAAGUUUCUUCACGGGUCAAAUCCUGAGCUUCAGCCAAAGGGCCUCACUGUUAACUUUGCACCCACUUCUUUCUUUUUCAAGAAAAGGACUUUCAAAACUUUACUUUCUAGAGGUUUUCUGAAAUCUGUGUGCUUCAUUUUUACUUUACUUUGUGGAAUGAGGAGGAGGAAUAUUAGAUUCCAGAGAGCUGCUUGGACAAGUUUUGACAUGGACUCAUUUAGGCAGUGGUGAAGCUGAGACUGUAAAAACCACUGGACACCAGCUCUCACAGGAAAGAAAUGAAGCAACAUUCAAACACCAGCAUCAUAAGAGGGUGUGUGUGUGGACUAAAGACUGUUUGAGUACCAUUUCUGCCCCUCUGUUUUAUUGCUUUUUAUUUUUUUAUCAUUUUAAGUUUUUAAACUGUGAAAGGUUUGGAGCUUCUGUAUGUGAAUUUUGUCAUUUAACUUGAUAUGUAGUCUGACUCUUUGAAACUUAAUUUUUUUGUCAGAUUUUUAUCCAAAGUAAAUAGCAGGUACUUUUUUCUUCUCUGAAUGUUUCUUUUGAAUUUAACUCAUGGCUUUGCAAAUAAGCAAUAGAUAUUUUAGAUUGUAUUUGCCUUGCAUUGUUGUUCAUGGUUAAACUGUCUAUAAAGCUUUUUGUAAGCGUGAUUAUUUGAAUUCAUCUUUUUUUGUAUAUACAGCACUGAUUCUCUUUAUUAUUGUUUCCAUUUUUGUUGCCAUUUAUUUGGCUCUUUAUAAUGUGAGUUUUUAAAGGAACUCUCCACAUUUUUGGGGAAACAUGUUGAUUUUACAAGUUUACUAGAGUUGAGUUUUGCUAUUUUUGAAUUCAUUCAGCUGUUUUCUGCGAGUGACAGGGGAGCUUUUAUUUUAGCUUGGAAUAAACUAUGGAAUUUGAUCAGA